This is a messenger RNA of Lactuca sativa (garden lettuce), 770 nucleotides long. Its product is annotated as putative ubiquitin-conjugating enzyme E2 16. Lineage: Eukaryota; Viridiplantae; Streptophyta; Magnoliopsida; Asterales; Asteraceae. The record is from RefSeq and is a predicted model, not a curated record.
AAAAGCAUGUUGGAUUCCUCCGGUCUACACCUACAAAGGCAGUGUGCCCUUUCCCAUAUCUCCGCCAUUCUCCGCCGCUAUGACCGGUUCCUCCGUUUCUUCUCGCAAGGUUCUAAGCAAAAUUGCUACCAACAGACUUCAAAAGGAGCUGACGGAGUGGCAGAUCAAUCCUCCCUCUGGAUUUACACACAAAGUCACCGACAAUCUUCAACGGUGGGUGAUUGAAGUGUACGGAGCUCAAGGAACUAUCUAUGCUAAUGAAAAAUACCAACUCCAAGUUGAUUUUCCCGAGAAUUAUCCCAUGGAAGCACCUCAGGUGAUAUUUUUGCAUCCUGCUCCUCUUCAUCCUCACAUCUACAGCAAUGGCCAUAUUUGUUUAGAUAUUCUAUAUGAUUCAUGGUCACCAGCCAUGACUGUUGGUUCUAUCUGCAUCAGCAUUCUCUCCAUGCUAUCAAGUUCACCAGCCAAGGAACGCCCUGAAGAUAAUGAUCGCUAUGUGAAGAACUGUAGAAAUGGUAGAUCUCCUAAAGAGACUAGAUGGUGGUUCCAUGAUGAUAAAGUUUAAAAAAAGAAAAUGAAAUUGCUUUUUAUUUAAGCAUUAAAAAAAUGGAGAACAAACAAUGUGCAACUCGCAAGUCUCAUAUUUGUAUAAAAAAGAGCAAAUUUUCUUGUUUGUUUGCUCAAAAAAUUGUAAGGAUUUGAAUGAAUUAUGUUUCUUAAACGGUUUAUAUAUCUAACUCUUCAAUACAACAAACCAAGUAUCUUAUCAA